Messenger RNA from Chlorocebus sabaeus (green monkey), 4031 nucleotides. RefSeq names its product fatty acid desaturase 2 (gene FADS2). Gene Ontology annotation, molecular function: oxidoreductase activity, acting on paired donors, with oxidation of a pair of donors resulting in the reduction of molecular oxygen to two molecules of water. The record is from RefSeq and is a predicted model, not a curated record. NCBI's taxonomy places the organism in Eukaryota, Metazoa, Chordata, Mammalia, Primates, Cercopithecidae. Gene Ontology annotation, biological process: lipid metabolic process. Gene Ontology annotation, cellular component: membrane.
CGCGUCAGAGGGUGGGGCGGGUCUUCGGCCCGCAGCGUCUAAGCUCUGCUGCGACGUUAUGGGAACCCUGGUGACCCGCGGCACACUCUGGGACGCCAGGGUAGUGGAUAGGGACAGUGGAGGGCGUCAUGCUGCAGGGCACGAGAUCAGAAAGGGAUGCAAGAGGAGGGGACGCCAUUCUGGCCGCCAAGGGGGAAACGCGGUGAAGCGAACGCCCGGACUUUCGAGUUCCCAGGGCUGAGUCCCCAGCACUCCAACCCAGCAGAGGCGCCGGGGUCUUAGCUCUGAGGGCUGUGGUCUAGAAAGAGAAGCAGCAGACCCGGGGCUGGGGCGCGCGCCGACCCCACAGUGAGACCAAGGGAAGAAGGGACGGUACCCCGCGAAGGGCCUACGGCCCCAGAGCGUAAACAGCGGCCCGCUCCGCGGAAUAGCUGAAGACCUCUCUAGCCCCCGGCGAAUCGAGGACAGCUCUGGGGGUCCUCGCUAAGUGUAUGCCAUUCCCAAUCCCUUCUGUGCGCCUGCCGACGCUUGCCCUCCCCGAACAGUACUGUCCCUUUCGCGUCCUCCAGUCUUCACACGACGCAGCGGUCCCCAAGGCAGCGGUCUCCCCAAGCUUCCCGUUUCAGCCCCAUCCUCGAGAAUGGGCUCCUUUCCUGCUCCCUUUCCGCUCCUGCUGGCGAGUGGAGACCCGCAUCUAGGUCCAGACGCGGCUGCGCUGCACCUCCUAGCCAUCGAGACAGGAUAUGACUCCCUCCCCUGGCCACUGACUCCCUCCCUCCCCAGGCGGCCUGCAUCCUUGCUCUCCUUCCUCCCAGCUCACCCAGCUCGGGGUCCUGCCCUCGCCCGGAGACCUGAGGCUCGGGGCUGCAGACGGAAUGCAAGACUGGGCGGCGGGGCCCUUUGUUUGUGUGUGCGUGUUGCUGGCCUCCAUCCCCACUCCCCAGACUCCAUUUCUCAGGGCCUUUCUCCCGCCUUUGCAUCCCGCAUCCGCAGGACACCCAAUCACCGGGCAACAGAAUGCAAGAAACCUCACCCGCAGUGCCUACACAUCAGGGAGCCAUGGUCGCCCCCGGUACGUCCUACUUGGGGUGUGGUCCACACGUCAGCACUUUCCACAGAUUGUUCGUGGCCAGUUCAUGAUAAGGGCCCUGAGGGACAAACUGGGGAUUUUCACUCCAGAGCCACACACCUGGUCCAGGAGCUGGAUGACCUGCAGGCCCCGCAGCUGCCCUGGGCCAACAAGGAUGCCUUCCGCGCCUUCCACCCUGACCUGAAAUUCGUGGGCAAGUUCUUGAAACCUCUGCUGAUUGGUGAGCUGGCCCCAGAAGAGCCCAGCCAGGACCACGGCAAGAACUCGAAGAUCAUUGAGGACUUCCGGGCCCUGAAGAAGACGGCUGAGGACAUGAACCUGUUCAAGACCAACCACGUGUUCUUCCUCCUCCUCCUGGCCCACAUCAUUGCCUUGGAGAGCAUCGCGUGGUUCACCGUCUUUUACUUUGGCAAUGGCUGGAUUCCUACCCUCAUCACGGCCUUUGUCCUUGCUACCUCUCAGGCCCAAGCUGGAUGGCUGCAACACGACUAUGGCCACCUGUCUGUCUACAGGAAACCCAAGUGGAACCACCUUGUCCACAAGUUCGUCAUUGGCCACUUAAAGGGUGCCUCUGCCAACUGGUGGAAUCAUCGCCACUUCCAGCACCACGCCAAGCCUAACAUCUUCCACAAGGAUCCUGAUGUGAACAUGCUGCAUGUGUUUGUCCUGGGCGAAUGGCAGCCUAUUGAGUACGGCAAGAAGAAGCUGAAAUACCUACCCUACAAUCACCAGCACGAAUACUUCUUCCUGAUUGGGCCGCCGCUGCUCAUCCCCAUGUAUUUCCAGUACCAGAUCAUCAUGACCAUGAUCGUGCACAAGAACUGGGUGGACCUGGCGUGGGCCAUCAGCUACUACAUCCGGUUCUUCGUCACCUACAUCCCUUUCUACGGCAUCCUGGGAGCCCUCCUUUUCCUCAACUUCAUCAGGUUCCUGGAGAGCCACUGGUUCGUGUGGGUCACACAGAUGAAUCACAUCGUCAUGGAGAUUGACCAGGAGGCCUACCGCGACUGGUUCAGUAGCCAGCUGACAGCCACCUGCAACGUGGAGCAGUCCUUCUUCAACGACUGGUUCAGUGGACACCUUAACUUCCAGAUUGAGCACCACCUCUUCCCCACCAUGCCCCGGCACAACUUACACAAGAUCGCCCCGCUGGUGAAGUCUCUAUGUGCCAAGCAUGGCAUUGAAUACCAGGAGAAGCCGCUACUGAGGGCCCUGCUGGACAUCAUCAGGUCCCUGAGGAAGUCUGGGAAGCUGUGGCUGGACGCCUACCUUCACAAAUGAAGCCACAGCCCUGGACACCGUGGGGAAGGGGCGCAGGUGGGGUGAUGGCCAGAGGAAUGGUGGGCUUCUGUUCUGAGGGGUGUCUGAGAGGCUGGUGUACGCACCACUCACGUACUCCGUGUUGGAUCUUUCUCCCUUUCUCCUCUCCUUUUUCCCUUCACGUCUCCCGCAUAGCACCCUGCCCUCAUGGGGCCUGCCCUCCUUCAGCCGUCAGCCAUGACCCUCCCAGGGCCUCCCAGCCCCUUCUUCCAAGGAGCAGAGAUUGGUGGCCACGGUGGGUGGCUCUGUCCUACCUCCACUCUCUGCCCCUAAAGGUGGGAGGAGACCAGCAGUCCCUGGGUCUGGCCUGUGAGCCUCCCCUUGCAGCCUGGUCACUAGGCCUCACCCCUGCUUCAGUUCUUCAGAUGCUCUUGGGGUUUCUGGGGGCAGGUCCUAGUCAGGCAGGGCCCAUGACCCUCCGGGUCUGGCUUCACUCUCCCUGACGGCCGCCAUUGGUCCACCCUUCAUAGAGAGGCCUGCUUUGUUACAAAGCUCGGGUCUCCCUCCCACAGCCGGGAUCAGUACCCGGGGCCUCUCUUAAGAUGGCCAGGGCCCGGGGCCUGUGGGCACAGCCAGCCCAAACCUCAGGCCCUGGAAGAGUCCUCCACCCCAUCACUAGAGUGCUCUGGCCCUGGGCUUUCACGGGCCCCAUUCCACUGCCUCCCCAACUUGAGCCUGUGACCUUGGGACCAAAGGGGGAGUCCCUUGUCUCUUGUGGCUCAGCAGAGGCAGUGGCCAGGUUCAGGGAGGCGCCAGCUGGCCUGGAGGCUCAGCCCCACCCCCCAGCUUGUCCUCAGGGUGUCCUGAGGUCCAAGAUUCUGGAGCAAUCCGACCCUUCUCCAAAUGCUCCGUUACCAGCUGGGCAGUGCCAGCCAAUCCGUGGCCAUUUGGCCCCAGGGGAUGUGGGCCCUGCAGGCUGCAGGAGGGCACUGGAGCUGGGAGGUCUCGUUGCAGCCCUCCCCAUCUUGGGGCUGCUGUGUGGACGGCGCUGCCUCAGGCACUCUCCUGUCUGUACCUGCCCUCACUGUGUUUAACCUUUUGCUCCAGGAUGCAUUCUGAUAGGAGUGGGCAGCAGGGCUGGGCCUUGUGACAAUCUGCCUUUCACCACAUGGCCUUGCCUCUGUGGCCCUGUCUGUCAGGGAGGGCCAGGGAGGCAGAGCGGGAGGGAGUCUCAGGAGGAGGCUGCCCUGAGGGGCUGGGGAGGGGGUUACCUCAUGAGGACCAGGGUGGAGCUGAGAAGAGGAGGAGGUGGGGGUUGGAAGUGUUGGUAGCUGAGUGGACGGGCAAGUGAGAGGGGAGGGAGGGAAGUCCUGGGGGGAUCCUGAGCUGCUGUUGCAGAGUCUAACCCACUAAUCAGUUCUUAGAUUCAGGGGAGGGGUGGGCACCAACAACUCAGAAUGGGGGCCUUUGGGGAGGGCGCCUAGUUCUCCCAGCUCUAACCAGCCAGGAGGGACCUGCAUCUAAGUGUCUGGGUUGCCAUGGCAAUGGCAUGCCCCCAGCUACUGUGUGCCCCCGACCCCCGCAGAGGCAGAAUGAACCCACAGGGAGCUGAUUGUAAUGUUUAUCAUGUUGCUUCCCCACCCCUAAAUUUUUUGAAAUAAAAUAAGUAAUUUUAUUCUCA